AUGAAGGCGGCCGGCGGGACGGGCGUGCAGCGGAGCAUGGAUCAGGACAGGUUUACAUUCCCCAAGCACUGCUCCGUGUCUGAUGCUGGAGCUGUCCUUUUGAGCCCAGUGGCGCCCCGCCUCCCCCCGCCAUCACCCGCCUCCCCCCGCCCUCACCCGCCUCCCCCCGCCCUCACCCGCCUCCCCCCGCCAUCACCCGCCUCCCCCCGCCCUCACCCGCCUCCCCCCGCCCUCACCCGCCUCCCCCCGCCCUCACCCGCCUCCCCCCGCCCUCACCCGCCUACCCCCGCCCUCUCGGUUACGUAG
Molecule: messenger RNA, 306 nt
Organism: Knipowitschia caucasica
Lineage: Eukaryota; Metazoa; Chordata; Actinopteri; Gobiiformes; Gobiidae
Source: the annotation of a GenBank genome assembly